Molecule: messenger RNA, 6568 nt
Organism: Sphaeramia orbicularis (orbiculate cardinalfish)
Lineage: Eukaryota; Metazoa; Chordata; Actinopteri; Kurtiformes; Apogonidae
Gene: fgd5a
Product: FYVE, RhoGEF and PH domain containing 5a
Exons: 21
Coding region: 266-4816 (1516 amino acids)
Cellular component (GO): cytoplasm
Molecular function (GO): guanyl-nucleotide exchange factor activity; metal ion binding
Source: RefSeq, a predicted model, not a curated record
UGGAGCAUCAGCACUGGAGAGAGAUACACGCCGGCUGAAGACGCAGCUGCCACUUUGCAACACAACACACGCUUCUGUGUCACAAGUCCACUUCCACUGGAGAAAAAACGGAAUGUUCUACAACUCUUCUUUUACAACUUGAUUUCCCCGCAAUGUGUUCGGGGUUGGAUUAAGUUUCAGUGUCCUUUGGAGUCGGUUUCGGGAAACGGUCGGUGUGUGGAAAAUGAGGAUAAGUGUGGAAUACCGUGGAUGAUGAUGUCCCACAAUGAACGCAGAUUUUCAGAAUCCACUGCAAGUCCCUCGGCCAAAGGUCCGCAGUCAUCUGACCAUCAAAGUGCAGUCCAAGCUGAUGUCCAGGCCUUCUCCCCCUGUCCGUGGUUCUAAACCUCCUGUGGCCCCCAAGCCUAGACCCCUACAGGGGGAGCCCUGCCUUCCACACAGCCUGAGUAACGGAGACGUGGCUCACUCUGAUGGGGAGAGUGAAGACCUUCAUGAGAUGGCAGAGGAGAAAAGUGAAGGAGAGGAUAACCAUACUAACAAUAACACUGGAGACAAUGAUAAAGAGGACAUUGUAGGAGAGGAAUUUAAGGCCAAAUCAGAUGAAGCAGGUCAGAUAUUGAACAGUGACGGUGAUGUAGACAGCAUAGGCUCUGAGGACACAGUUAAAGCAGAUACUACUGAGGAUGAAAGUACUGACAAUGACUUGAACCAGUCUGAAGGUGGAAAUCACACUGACGAUGAACGAACAUCAACACCUUCACUACUUGCUCCUGAAACAGAGGAUGAAACAAGGGAUGAGGAGGAACAGAGUGAAAUACUUUGUGUGACUACAGAACACUCAGAUAAACACAUAGAGGAACAAAUCCUUGAUCAAACACUCGGUCAGGAUGAUAAAGACAGUGAUUAUGGAAUCAAUGAAGCAGAGAGUGAACAAAGGGAAGACUGUAGCUCAGUUAAAGAUGAGAAUGAGCUGGAAGCGGGAGGAUUUGAAUUUGGAUUCAGCGUCCUGCCAACUGUAACUGAGGAGUAUCCCUAUGAUGUGAUUGGCCCUGCAGAUGAUGCUAGCGAUACAUGUGAGUCAUGUGAAACAGUUGAAACUGGGGACACAGAGACCUGGCAACCAGAACGGGCUACAAAAGAUCUCUCUGGAUGUUUUCGAUUCACAUCCAGCACUGAGGAUGUUUUUGGGCCUUAUUCAGUCAUUCAAGCUGUUCCAGCAGAUAUGACUGACACUGCUGACCCAGAGUGGAGUAAUGAUGACACUGAUGACAAACCAUCCGGUGAACUUCAAACACCAGGUACCUCUAACCAGGAACCUUACUAUGUGUCAUCGGAUGAUGUGGACAAGCUAGAGGAUAAGCAAAUCCUCUCAGAACAGGGUGAUACUGAAGAAGGCACUGAGCAGUCAAUUCAGCACGAAGACAAAGCAAAAGAGAACGAGUCAGCAGAUGAGUAUGCAGACAUUGACGAGUCAUUUUGCCCCCAAGAUGCAGAUGACUUGGAGCAGUUGGAGUGUGUCUCAUCAGAGGAUUAUGUUGAGAUAGGUGAUGAAGAGGAAGAGGAAGAAACUGAAAAGAAACAUAUCAAAGGAAAAAGUGUGAAAGAGAGAACAGCUAAACGUGAACAGGCUUUCCUCAGCCAAAGGAGAAGCUGCCAGCCUCGCCUCAGGCUCUGCAACAUCACAGUCCCAACAAACUUAGACCUGGGCCGCACUCCAGAGCUCACCAACAGGGUGGUGUUUGCCCACACCACUGAGGCCUUCGAGGAAGACAUUGAGGAGCUGGACUGCCAUAUUGUGCCUUACUAUGAAGACACAGAUUCAGAUAGUGAAGAGCAUAUCUACGAAGAGGCAGGAUUUGAUUCAGAAGGUGAGAACUUUGUGACACUAGACCGAAAGACUAUUGUGACACGGUCACGGUCUUAUUCUGGUAAAAUUCCAGGUUAUGUCCCAGAGACUGUUCCAGAGGAGCCGGGAACAGAGUACCAGAAUCAUGAUUACUGCUCAGUGGCUUUGGAUAAGAACAAUGAAUCGCUUGGCCAUUCACCGCAGCCUGGGGUCAACAAUCUGAUCCCGUCCAUGAAGUCCAGGCGCUUCUUGUUGUACUCCCGGUCUGCAGAGGGUCCAGAACUCUCCUUAAAUUCUCACACAGAGUUCGAUCUAUCUCAGAAAGAUGAGAUCAGGUUCAAGAGGAAAGAUGACACCCUUUCCCUCCCAUGUGUUAUAACUUCUUCUGGAAGCUUCUCCCAGCGUAGUCAUCAAUCAUCCAGUGGUGUUUCCACACCAACAUCUCUUGUGGACAUCCCACCUCCCUUUGAGCUGGCAUACAUCACAAAAAGACCAGUAACUAAGAGUUCACCAUCCCUUCUGAUCCAGCAUGAGCCAAAUGACAAGUCUAAGAAGAAGAAAACCUCUUUUAAGCGCUUUCUAGCACUCAAGUUUAAGAGGAAGACAGAUUCAAAGGGAUUUAGUGAUGGAAGUGUCCGUUCUUCACGGUCUUCCUCUGAGUCCAGCCACCAUGGUCCAGUCAGAGUCAUAGAGCUUGAUCGCAGGAGUACCGGCAGUUCUCCUCAGCUCCAGUCUCGCAUUGUGAACCCACAGCAGCGUCCAUCAGACCUGCCAUCCACAUUUGUCCUCUAUAAAGACCAGCAAAGGAGAAAGGGGGACAACAAAGCUUAUAGCAGGGGUGGAGUCUCUAGAGUGGAGUCCUUCGAGGAGCGUUCGCGACGGUCACUCAUGCCACUGCCUUUGACAAAACCCCGCUCCAUCUCCUUCCCCAGUGCAGACACCUCAGAGUACGAAAACAUCCCAGCCAUGAGCUCAGACUACGAGAACAUCCAGAUCCCAGGCAGGCCAACCAGAUCACAUACUGUAACUGAGUUUUUUGAGGAUCCAAAGCGAACAACAGUAACCUGUAAUGAGAAUGACGGCUAUGUGGAUAUGAACAGCUUCCCUGGGAUUGACAGCAAACCCCAGACAUCAAAAGCGGACACUGAAAGUGCCUACACAGAGCCUUUCCCCAUGAACCCCAUCUCUGCUGGGCUAUCAGGGGAUGAGGACCACGGCCGGACCUCUGAGGAGGAGGAGGGGGUCACAGAGCCGAGCUUUGACAGACAGAUUGAUGGACGAUCCCGAGCCUUCUACAUCGCCAAAGAGCUCGUCGACUCAGAGAGACUACACGUCAGUGCCCUCAAGUACCUCCAGGAGGACUUCAGAUCAGCAGUGGUUGAGGCAGCAGGGGAGGAGGGGGAGCCUGUACUGGAGGAGCAGAGGUUGGGGGAGAUAUUAGGCGUUCUGCCUCAGGUUUACAACCUACACAGCAACAUCAUCACCGAGUUAGAGGAACGCAUCAGUCAGUGGGAGGAGAGCCAAAGGGUCGUAGAUGUGAUCCUGUCACGUCGGGAUGAGUUUGCAGUGUUCGACACUUAUAUCUCAGAGUAUGAUCGCAGCAUGAGCUUACUGGAGGAGAGCUGCAGAAACAACCUUACCUUUGCUGGCAUUGUCAAGAAAUUUGAGACCCGAGGCCCAGAGGAAACUCAAGUCCCACUCAAACACCAGCUGCUGCAGGUUAUAGUGAGGGUCCUUCAAUAUCGGAUGCUUCUAACAGAUUACCUGAACAACCUUUCUCCUGACUCUAAAGAAUACGAGGACACACAAGCUGCCUUGGUGAUCGUGUCCGAGGUGGCUGACCAGGCCAACGACAAUCUCAAACAGGGGGAGAACUUGCUGCGUCUGGUCCAUAUAGAGUACAGCGUAAAAGGAAAGAGAGACCUCCUGAAACCCGGAAGGAUGUUUGUCAAAGAAGGAACACUCAUGAAGGUCUCGAGGAAAAGCAGGCAGCCCCGACACCUGUUUUUGAUGAAUGAUAUAAUGCUGUACACCUACCCACAGCAAGAUGGGAAAUACAGGCUUAAGAACACCUUAUCUCUGUCUGGGAUGAAGGUGAGCAAACCUGUCCUGGACAACGUGUUGAACUGUCUUAGGAUUGAAGUGUCUGAUAUCACCAUUACACUUUCAGCAAGCUCGGUUGGAGAGAGAGAGGACUGGUUUCACACACUGAGUCGAGCCAUAGCGGAUCAUGCAGCAGGACUCUGUACCUUUGGUGGACCCUGCAGUGAGGCUCGUGAGAAGUUGUGGAUGGCCCUGGGUGAAGCUGCUCCUGUACUGGUCCCAGUUUCCCAUGUGAUGAUGUGCAUGAACUGUACUUCUGACUUCAGUCUCACACUCAGACGACACCAUUGCAACGCCUGUGGCAAGGUGGUGUGCCGUUCCUGUUCCAGAAACAGAUACCCGCUGAAGUACCUCAAAGACAGGGUGGCCAAAGUGUGCGACCACUGCUAUGCUGAGCUCAGGAAAAGAGGUGGCAGUGUGUCUGGAGCGUGUGGUAACUCCAGUCCUCGGACUCAUCGGGCCAGUCGCCCCCUUUCUGCUGUUUUCCAGAGCCUUCAGCCCCCAAGUCUGUGGAAGAGUAGAAAGAGCACCAUUUCCCUCAACCAGGUGUCACUUGGAGUGGAGGGCUCCAGCAUGAGUGGCAGCCUGCAACGGCGAAAGAAAAGCAAGAGGAAGUGGAAACGGCUGUGGUUCCUCCUCAAAGACAAGGUGCUCUACACCUUCACAGCCCGUGAGGAUAAAGUGGCAUCAGAGAGUCUACCUCUGCAGGGCUUCACUGUCAAGCUGACUGAACGACCAGAGGGAGAGGAAAGCAGCAACGUAUUUCAUCUCUACCAUAAGAAGACACUGUACUACACCUUCAGGGCGGAUGAUCAACACACAGCACGCAGAUGGGUCAAUGCCAUGGAAGAGGCUACAGUUUUAUAGCACCUACUGGGUUAAAAUGCUUAAAUCCUGCUGUGCAUGGCUGCUCAAAGUCCUCCACAGAGCACAACACUGCUACCUACUGUCUCAGUGAGGACUCAUCACAUCUGGUCUGUUGUGGAAUAUUAAAUGAGAACAUAAUAACACAAACCGGAAACCCAAUAGUCAGCAGUUUGAAGUCUGGAAACCUGGAAAAGAAAUAUUUGGUUGCUUUGCCACAUCACGAGAGCCUUGAGUCUUCAGGAGCAUCUGGGAUACAUCAAAUGCUUCAUCUAAAGCCUAAGAACAAUAUUCUAUUCCCUUUGUUUCACUUUUUUUUACAGACAAAUGUUUGUACCCAAGCCUGAAAAGUUACAUACUUUUCUGUAUUUUACACUGGAUUCACUGGAUUUUUAGCCACUUUUCUUUGUGUUUUCUGUAGGAGACACACAAUUUUUGUUGUUCUCUUACACAACACAGUUACAGCCUGUGUGUCUUUAACAUAACUUUACAAAUGCAUCAAAAACAGACUAUGAUCACAAGUGGAAUUCGCAGCUAUUAAAAGGGAAAUAUUUGCAACCGUUUUAGGAUAUCUAGGAGAUACAGUAUGUGGUAUUCUGAAUAUAUAUUGUGAAGUAUACUGCAGAUAUUGAAGUGAAUUAUAUCAUCUAUUUGUGUAGAAAUGAUGUUACAAGAUGUUUGUAGUAAGACGUCAUUUUAAUCAUCACAACGUGUGUACAUUAUGUUGAGUUUUACAAAGUGUUUCUCUUGUACUGAGUCUACAAAAAUAUGGAAUGACCCUCGGCAUGCUACACGCUCCGCAUUUCAGGAUUUCUGAUGAUGCGCACAGUCAAAAAUACUCUGAAAUGAUUUUCACUUUUGUCACACAGUUCUGAAGUGCCAAUGUAUUUUUUCCAGUUGAAUGCAGUGCAGGAUGCAAUUGAUAAUGAAUGUGCCUGAAAUGAAAUGUCCGAUUUCAUUUUUAUGUUAUCAAAGUACUGUAUUACUGUCAUGUCUCCAGAGGGGACCUUGAUAACAUUUGCUUUUUUUAUCUACUCUUAUAUCCUUUUACCUUUAAUUUCAACAGUUCAGUUACACUCCAGUAACAUAAGAAUAUAAUAUUGUUCCAUUUUAUUAAUGCCUUCUUCAUGCUGUAUAUACACUGCUGGAUAAAAUCUCACUCUUAUCCGCUUAAACUCAAUGGAAACUGCUGAAAAAAAAGCCACUGUCUAACUACCUAUAAACAGUUGGUGUUGGUGACAUCUGAGCCGCUCAUGUCUUCAGACGUUUUACUUCUCACUGAUGUUCAAAGGAUACCAAACAUCCAUAAUUUUACCUUUAAUAGCAUUUCUGAAAACUCUAUAUACUGUAUUCAAAAUGCAGCUACCCUGUACACACUCAGUCAACCAUCAAACAGCGUUAUUUCAAAAGCACAUUCUAGAUCAUCAUCAUGUUUUUCUACCUGUUUCUUAUGGCCAUACCUAUAGUGUUAUUAUGGAUUGUACCUCUUGCAUAUAGUGCAUUGUAAAUAUAAAUGUGUAUGUAUAUAGAUACAUAUAAAAAAAAAUAAACUCAUUUGAAAAAUUACAAUCAUCUGUGCUUCUGCUGGAUGAUUCAACGUUGAUUCAGGACUUGUGCUGCUUUUUCAACCACACAAAUUAUUUUUUGUUUUUUAACUAUUAAAGACCUAGAACUGCUUUUGUGGUGACUUCCAAAUGAGUUUUUCCUCUACAUUUAACCUUUCCUUAGUGAUUUAUCGUCAUUUAUCAUAAUAUU